This is a messenger RNA of Pollicipes pollicipes, 1229 nucleotides long. RefSeq lists its product as uncharacterized. Bases 107 to 838 code for a protein of 243 amino acids. The transcript has 4 exons. The record is from RefSeq and is a predicted model, not a curated record. Lineage: Eukaryota; Metazoa; Arthropoda; Thecostraca; Pollicipedomorpha; Pollicipedidae.
GAGCGUAGCCACGCGUGUUGUCGUGUUCGUGUUGAGCGUGCCACGUAGCCACAGGGAGGCGCCCGGUAACGAGGCGGUCCAGCCGUCCGCUGUCGUCCGACUCCGGAUGGGCAGCGCCUCAGGCGAUGGUGAGAUGAGUAUAAAACAGCGAGCGCCGAACGGUGACAGACACAGCUCAAGUCGCAGCUACCUCCUCAGCAUCAACAUGAAGCUCCUGGUUCUCCUGGCCGUGCUGGGCGCCGCUUCGGCCCAGUACCAGCUGUACACUGGCGCGUGGCCGUACACCGGGUACAACGCCCCGCUGGCGUACAACGCGUACCACGCGCCCAUCACCACGUACGCCGCCCAUCCCUUCGUCUACAAUGGCCUGCCGUACUCGUUCAAGCCCGUCGAGAAGGAGGAGCCCGCUGUUGAGUCCCGCUCCAAGCGUUCGGCCGAUGAGGACCAGAAGGCUGAUGACGCCACCCUGAUCUCCACCUACGCCGCCCACCCCUUCGGCUACACGGCCGGGUACCCGUACGUCUACAACACGUACCCGACCGUGUACAACAGCGCUUACAACUACCCCACCACGUACGCCUACAAUGGCUACAACGCCUACCACUCCUACACCCCGUUCGUGCACUCGCUGAAGAAGCGCGAUACCGCUGAGGCGGACCAGAAGGCUGACGACGCCACCCUGAUCUCCACCUACGCUGCCCACCCCAUCGGCUACCCGUACGCCAACGCCGCCUACGCCACACCCUAUGCGUUCCGCAGCGUGUACAACACCCCGGCCAGCACCCACCCCAUCACCUACAACGCCUUCCCCUACGGCUACCGCUCCUAUGUCUACUAGAUAAUGACGAUGCCGAGGAGGUAAUGCGACAUGAGCUGUACUCUUGUUUGUCAUUGCACUGAGCUUGGACACUUGUGCCUGCCAUUGCAAUGAACUCGGGAACUUGUGCCCGCCUGUGCCCUGAGGAACUGCUUGUCUGCGGGCCUGUCUACGUACAAGACGUGGAGACUUGUGCCUGCUCUUGCAAUGGACGUGGAAACUUGUGCCUGUUUUUGGUCUGACCAAUUGUACUCAAUGUCUGCGACAAGUACACGCCGGAAUUGAAACUCGCUUUCAUUGAUUACAUUGCAGCUGGAGGUAGAGGCAUGAAACUAUGUCUGGUUGUGGUUGUAACAUGUGAAGUGCAUUUCAUUUUUUUUUUUGUCUGCUUAUCGCGGUCAAUAAAUGUUAA